This is a messenger RNA of Sparassis crispa, 1395 nucleotides long. RefSeq names its product tRNA-dihydrouridine(16/17) synthase [NAD(P)(+)]. The coding region runs from base 1 to 1395 and encodes 464 amino acids. Gene Ontology annotation, molecular function: flavin adenine dinucleotide binding; tRNA dihydrouridine synthase activity. The transcript has 7 exons. Gene Ontology annotation, biological process: tRNA processing. Lineage: Eukaryota; Fungi; Basidiomycota; Agaricomycetes; Polyporales; Sparassidaceae. The record is from RefSeq and is a predicted model, not a curated record.
AUGCCGGGCGUGACAUCCUCGGACCAUCCGAGCAAGCUCGGUGGGUACGAUUUCUACCGCAAGGUACUCGGUAGCCCUAAAUAUGUGGUCGCGCCAAUGGUCGACCAGAGCGAGUUGGCAUGGAGAAAGCUCUCCAGGAGAUACGGGGCGCAACUGGCGUACACGCCCAUGAUCAACGCGAAGAUGUUCGCAGAAGGUGCACGUAGGGGCUUCCGCGAGCAACAAUUCAACAUAACCCACGGGGAGGAGGGCGGGCCGGAGGAUCGGCCAUUGAUUGUACAGUUUUGCGGAAACAACCCCGCGCAGCUCCUCGCCUCCGCACGCGUCGUUGAGCCGUACUGUGACGCGGUCGACAUCAACCUGGGCUGUCCGCAGGACAUCGCCCGGAGGGGACACUACGGAUCCUUCCUACAGGACGAGUGGGACCUCAUCUACGACAUCAUCAACAUGCUACACCGAAACCUGUCGAUACCCGUCACAGCAAAAUUCCGUGUGUUCCCGACGGUGGAGAAGACAGUGGAGUAUGCCCGCAUGCUCGAGCGUGCAGGUGCACAGAUCCUGACCUGCCACGGCCGCGUGCGCGAGCAGCGCGGGCACCAAAGCGGUCUAGCAGAUUGGGACAAGAUCCGCGCUGUGAAAGAGGCCGUGUCAAUCCCGGUAUUUGCGAACGGCAACAUCCUCUUCCACAGCGACAUCGAGCGGUGUCUCGCCGCGACGGGCGCGGACGCCGUCAUGUCUGCUGAGGGCAACCUCUACAACCCCGCGCUCUUCUACCCCGGCCCCUUCCACUCUCUUCCAGCCGCCGACGACGAAUCGUCCACCCCAGGGGCUUCGACAUCCACCGCUAUCGCGAUGGCUUCGUCUGGCCAUCACCCACCGCUCACGGCGCUCGCACGCGAGUACCUCGAGAUCGUGAAGAGGCAGCGCACGCCGACGGUGCUGAGUGCUGUCAAGGGGCACCUCUUCAAGUUACUGCGCCCCGCGCUAGCUAAAGAGACGGACCUGCGCGCACAACUAGGCCGCGCACAGAUCCCGCGCACUAACAGCCCGGAAGUGUGGGCGCCUUACGAGGAGAUCCUCGCGCUGCUCGAGGAGAGGACCGAGAGAGACGCGCUGGUGGCGGAAGGCCGGCCGUUGGAAGCCCUGGUGACGAUAGAUGAGGCGACCGGCCUGCCCCUCCUGCCACAUUGGCUGGCCCAACCCUAUUUCCGCCCGCUGCCACCAGCGGCAGCUGCGACGGAGAGCGACGAGGAAGCGGCGGAGCUCAGCAAGGACGGACCAGCAGGGUCAAAGCGGGGACAUCCUGAAAGGACGUUGGAACCGGAGGUUGCAAAGCGCGUCAAGCUUGAGACGGUGGCAGGCGUCGGCGCUGAAGAGGUAGCUGUUGCGGGGUAG